CAUUCACCAUGCAUCGUCAGAGUGCAGGCAGGGCGUCCAUUUCCUCCUCAGGGAACAGAAGAUCUUCUGUGGGUCCUCUCAGGGUCAAACAUGACAAUGCUGCUGCUUCAACAAGCCGAGCUGCAGGUAAUGGGUUCAUGCGUCGGUCAUCAGGUGCAGGGGCCACAGGACCCCGCAAAUCCACUGCCCCAAAAUCCAACUUUGGAUUCAGCAACACUAGAAGGCCUUCCAGCGGCUAUGGGCGUUCCAACAUGUCAAGAGAGGUACUUCGGGAAUCACGUCCAAUCAGUGACAAGUCUUACAUGCAGAAAGAAAUCAGGAGGAUCAUAGAUUUCUUACAGGAACAUGGCUUUUCACACCCCAUUUCUGUGAAGCAAUUGAUGUCUCCAACAACCAAAGAUUUUGUCCGAGUCUUCCAGUUCCUCUACAACUUCCUUGAUGAGGACUAUGUUGUUGGACCGAAGAUUGACGAGGAGAUUCCAGCAAAAUUCAAAGAACUGAAAUAUCCUUUCACCAUCUCCAAGAGCUCCAUGUGCACCCUUGGUAGUUCCCAUGCAUGGCCUCAUGUCCUGGCUGCUCUUCAUUGGCUCUGUGACCUUAUCCAGUAUGCCAUGAACACAAGGGUAUCUGAGAUACUGUUCACCGAUGAAGACGUUCCUGGUUGUCUCGAUGAACAAGCUUACUCAGAGAUGCACUUUGACUACUUAGAGAAUACUUAUGCCGAGUACAUGAAUGGACAAGAUCAGUAUGAUGUGCAUGAGAGGAAACUCAGGGAAGCUAUCCAGAUGAGCAAAGGAGGGGAUAUCAACAUGGACAAUCUGGUAGCGGAGGAAGAACGACUGAAAGCAGAGUUACAAGAAUUGGAACAACAGCAGAGUCGCAUUCCAAACCUUCAAGAGCAGAUGAAGGCAAAGACCAUUGACUGUGAGAGGUUCUCUAACUACCUGGUCAGUCUGAGAGAACACAAGAAGACACAUGAACUCAAGAUGCAGGAAAUUGACCUUCACCUUGGACAAUUGGAGCUGGAGGAGUCUGAGCUUGACGGGUCAAUCGCUCGUCUGGAGUACCAGCUGGAGCACCAGGAGCUGUCAGCGAAGGACGUGGAGCGCAUGCAGACGGAGCUCCGCCAGGCUAACUCCAGUCUGGAUCAGGUGGAGAGGGAGAACCAGGCCCUGGACCAGGAGAUUUGGGCCGAGGAACGCAGCAUCGCAAAGAAGCAAGAGGAGCUUGAGAGGAAAGUGAAUGCUUACAACAGCCUUGCUCGUAAGCUGAAGCUGAUCCCGGCUGAUGCAGAGAAUGCCCACGGUAUUGACUAUGAGCUCCGUCUCAACUUCCAUUCCAUCUACACUCAACAUUCACCCAUGUUGGACUUUGUCAGUACAAUAAAGCCUGCAUUGAUACAACUGAAGAAGAAUAUCAAUGGCGAGGUUCAUAAGCUCCACAGUCAGAGAUUGAAUGAAGAAGAGGCCCUUGAUCAGGUGAAAGAGAUGACAGAAGGAAAGAGAGAAGAGAUCAGAAAGCUAGAAUCUCAAGUUCAGCGACUAGAGAAAGAAAUCAAUGCAUUCAAGGAGAAAACUCGUGAUGAAACUCAAGCGAUGACAGAUCGUCUUGCUGACAUCGAGAAGGAAAAGGAGAUGGCUAGGGCAUCAGGGAGCGCAGACGUAGCUCAGACACAGGAACAAGUCAGACAAAUGCAGUCAAGAUAUGAAGAAGGCUGCCAAACCAUGCAGAUAGAGAGAGAGAAUUAUGAUAAGUUCCUCACUCAAGUCUGUACAAUGAUCCUGGAACACAAAGCAAAAAUACAAAAUCAUGUCAGAAAUCUUCAAGAGGAAGCUCACAAUCACCUUGAAGUCAUCAGAAGUAUGGAGAUUCCUCAACAUCCAAACCCAUCCACGUAAGGUCACCAAGAGAAGAUGAAAAGCUCUUCAUAGCUAAUAAAGCCAACAUCCGUCAUUUAUUGUUGAAUAUUUGGGUACUCCAACAAGAGAUUAAGUUGAGUUGGAUGAUUAAAUUGAAAUCUAAUCAAUCAAUCUUUUAUUUAAACUUGAAAUUAGAAAUUACAUGAAAAGCAG
This is a messenger RNA of Lytechinus variegatus (green sea urchin), 2072 nucleotides long. Its product is annotated as kinetochore protein NDC80 homolog. Gene Ontology annotation, cellular component: Ndc80 complex. Gene Ontology annotation, biological process: attachment of mitotic spindle microtubules to kinetochore. The record is from RefSeq and is a predicted model, not a curated record. The coding region runs from base 9 to 1898 and encodes 629 amino acids. The transcript has 16 exons. NCBI's taxonomy places the organism in Eukaryota, Metazoa, Echinodermata, Echinoidea, Temnopleuroida, Toxopneustidae.